AUGGAUGUUUCAAAAUUAUUCGGUGAAGUUAAAAAGAAAUAUGGAUUGCAAUUCGAUCUUAAAGAGCAUCAAAUUGAUACUAUAACUGCAUUGUUGGAUAAGAAUGAUGUUUCGUGUGUGCUUCCGACCGGCUACGGAAAAAGUUUGUGCUAUGUGCUGCCACCACUGCUUUUGGAUGAGGUUGAUGACACAGUGGAGCGGCAUAUUGCCCUGGUUAUAUCACCAUUACUGAGUUUGAUAUCUGAUCAAAAGGCACAUCUGGACAAGUUUGGAAUAAAAAGUAUGAUGGCGUCACAUGAACAUCAGAUCAACCUUUCGGAGAUUGGUAACACAUCGCUGAUAUUUACUACACCUGAAACACUACAAACGUCCGCCUUCAGGAAAAUUCUUGCAGCGAAGGAUUUUCAGAAGAGACUUUGUCUGCUUGCGUGUGACGAGGCACACUGUGUGUCCGAAUGGGGAGAAUCAUUCCGGCCUGAAUAUCGACAUAUAUCCUCGGUACGCAGUAUUGUUGACGUUCCUUUUCUUGCUGCUACGGCAACGGCGACGCAGAGAGUUCAAGAUGAUAUAAAGGAACAUCUACUACUGGCAGAUGAUCUUGUGACUGUCGCUGUUGUCCCUGAUAGACCCAGUAUCUUUCUGACAGUUGAAAAAUGCAGUGCUGACAAUGAAAAAGAACUUCAAUGGCUCCUGGACCUCUUAAAGGAAACUGACUUCAAGACCAAAACUGUUGUGUUUUGCAGGUCCUACAAUGCGGUGUCUUUGGUGUGGUCACAUAUAGUGGACAGUUUCAACAUUCAUCCAUCAAAUUCUCAGCUGCUAAAGGUGGAGAUGUUCCAUGCUUCAACUGACAGCAUAAAAAAAGAAAUGAUCAUUGACAGUUUCAAAAGCCCAGAGUCAUACGUGAGGGUCCUGGUGUCUACUGUGGCUUUUGGCAUGGGAAUGUCAGUCCCGGACAUCAACUUGGUGGUACACUGGGGCGCCCCGCACAAUGCCCUUUCAUACUGGCAAGAGGUUGGAAGGGCCGGGAGACUUGGCCAAAAUGCCAUAGCAGUUAUGAUGGCAUUCCCAAGGUCACUGAUGAAAACACUGACUUCCGAAGAUGUACGCGAAUGUGUUAAGGGAGAUGUCUGCAUCCGUAAAACUAUUUUGACCCGACUACUUGUAGACGGAAUGGAACAAAAAGACAUACCGACGACAACGCCGUGUGUCAGUUUAAGCUGUGAAAAAUGCUUUUGUGAAGCUUGUCUUUGUUGCUCGGUUUGUCUUGAAGCAUGCACAUGUGUGGGAAAGAUGAGCUCUCUGGAGAAACUUAGACUUCUGUAGUGCUUAAAUGUUAAACUUGUUGUCUUUCAAAGCUGUACUUGAUAUCUAUGUGGCGUUACUACAUUGACGCAUUUUUCAACACGAACGCACUUAAAUAUGUUGAUAUUUUA
This is a messenger RNA of Mya arenaria, 1436 nucleotides long. Its product is annotated as ATP-dependent helicase wrn-1-like. The coding region runs from base 1 to 1326 and encodes 441 amino acids. Lineage: Eukaryota; Metazoa; Mollusca; Bivalvia; Myida; Myidae. The transcript is spliced from 6 exons. Gene Ontology annotation, cellular component: cytoplasm; nucleus; chromosome. Gene Ontology annotation, biological process: double-strand break repair via homologous recombination. The record is from RefSeq and is a predicted model, not a curated record. Gene Ontology annotation, molecular function: ATP binding; nucleic acid binding; 3'-5' DNA helicase activity.